AUGCAGGGCCCCAGCCUCAGCAUGCGCGAGGCGGCUUCCAUGUACGGCACGGCUGUGGCCAUCUUCUUUGUCAUCCUGGUGGCCGCACUACAGGGCUCUGUCCCUCCCAAGAGCCCCUUCCCCUACCACAUCCCCCUGGACUCCAAGGGAGUCCUGAAACUGUCAUGGAACAUCAGCUACGUCCAGGAGACUAUCCACUUCCAGCUUUCCGUGCGGGACUUCAGGGCCGGGGUGCUCUUCGGGAUGUCGGACCGUGGCGAGCUGGAGAACGCUGACCUCGUCGUGCUCUGGACAGAUGGGAACAGAGCCUACUUCGCAGACACCUGGAGUGACCAGAAGGGACAGAUACAUCUAGACACCCAGCAAGACUACCAGCUGCUACAGGCCCAGGAGACAUCAGACAGCCUGUCCCUGCUCUUCAAGAGAUCCUUUGCCACCUGUGACCCUAAGGAUUACCUCAUUGAGGACGACACCGUCCACUUGGUAUAUGGGAUCCUGGAGGAGCCAGUCCAAUCACUGGAGGCCAUCAAUACCUCAGGCCUGCAGACGGGUCUACAGCUCGUGCAGCUUCUGAAGACGGAAGUCCCUACACCGGCCAUGCCUGAAGAUGUGCAGAAAAUGGAUCUCAAGGCCCCAGAAGUCACCAUUCCUGGCGAGGAGACCACAUACUGGUGCCAUGUCAUAGAGCUGUCCCAGAGCUUUUCUCGGCAUCACAUCAUCAUGUAUGAGGCCAUUGUCACUGAGGGCAAUGAAGCCCUGGUGCACCACAUGGAGGUCUUCCAAUGUACUGCUGAGCUGGACAACCCUGACUUCAGUGGACCCUGUGACUCCAAGAUGAAGCCUGACCGCCUCAACUACUGCCGCCACGUGCUGGCUGCCUGGGCCCUGGGCGCCAAGCCUUUUUACUACCCAGAGGAAGCUGGCAUCGCCUUUGGGGGUCCAGGGUUCUCCCGGUAUCUCCGCCUGGAAAUUCAUUACCACAACCCUUUGAAGAUUCAAGGCCGUCAGGACUCCUCAGGCAUCCGCCUGUACUACACGGCCACCCUGCGGCGCUUUGACGCGGGCAUCAUGGAGCUGGGUCUCGUGUACACACCCGUGAUGGCCAUUCCCCCACGGGAGACCGCCUUUGUCCUGACGGGCUACUGUACGGACAAGUGCACCCAGCUGGCCCUGCCACCCCAUGGGAUUCACAUCUUCGCCUCUCAGCUCCACACCCACCUGACUGGGAGGAAGGUCGUCACCGUGCUGGCCCGGGAUGGUCAAGAGAGGAAGAUUGUGAACAGGGACAAUCACUACAGCCCCCACUUCCAGGAGAUUCGCAUGUUGAAGAAGAUUGUGUCCGUCCACCCGGGAGACGUGCUCAUCACUUCCUGCACGUACAAUACAGAUGACAGGGAGGUGGCCACAGUGGGGGGCUUUGGAAUCCACGAAGAAAUGUGUGUCAACUACGUGCACUAUUACCCCAAGACCGACCUGGAGCUCUGCAAGAGCGCUGUGGACCCCGGCUUCCUGCAGAAAUAUUUUCACCUGGUGAACAGGUUCAACAGCGAGGAGGUCUGCACCUGCCCUCAGGCCUCCGUCCCGGAGCAGUUCACCUCCGUGCCCUGGAACUCUUUCAGUCGCGAAACGCUCAAGGCUCUCUACAACUAUGCGCCUAUCUCCAUGCAUUGCAACAAGUCCUCAGCCGUCCGCUUCCAGGGUGAGUGGGAUCUGCAGCCCCUGCCCAAGAUCAUCUCCACACUGAAAGAGCCCACCCCGAACUGCCCAGCUCAUCGGGCUCCGGGUCCCGCUGGCCCCACCGUGGUUAACAUCGGCUGA
Molecule: messenger RNA, 1818 nt
Organism: Jaculus jaculus (lesser Egyptian jerboa)
Lineage: Eukaryota; Metazoa; Chordata; Mammalia; Rodentia; Dipodidae
Gene: Dbh
Product: dopamine beta-hydroxylase
Exons: 12
Coding region: 1-1818 (605 amino acids)
Biological process (GO): dopamine catabolic process; norepinephrine biosynthetic process; octopamine biosynthetic process
Cellular component (GO): secretory granule membrane
Molecular function (GO): dopamine beta-monooxygenase activity; copper ion binding
Source: RefSeq, a predicted model, not a curated record